AUGGACAACAAUGACCAGCACUUGAACCACCAGCUUUCGGCUGGUUCCAACAAUAUCCUACGUCAAUCUAACGAGACUAGAGACGGCAUCCACAGGAACUCCUACUGCAAGAUCGAAGUAAAAGCCUGCCCAGACGGCCUGAUAAUAUCGCCAGGGAACGAAAAAGCAAUUGAGGACGAGGAGGACGCCGACAGCACAGAAGCCGAAAAGAAGAUUGACGACAAAGAAGACAUCAAUGACGAUGACACGCGCGACGUCAUUGAGCUCAUCAAGGCAAAACAAAAGAACAGCGAACAGUACAUCAGUCAGAUCACGAGGAGACUGAAUAGCACUGCCGAAGUAGUCGACGACCUCGUCGGACAAGUUGGCAACCAGGGUAUCAUGCAGGAGAUGGUAACGAAGCUGAUGACGAAAUCACAAGCUUGA
Lasiosphaeria miniovina is the source of this 426-nucleotide messenger RNA. RefSeq lists its product as uncharacterized. Lineage: Eukaryota; Fungi; Ascomycota; Sordariomycetes; Sordariales; Lasiosphaeriaceae. The coding region runs from base 1 to 426 and encodes 141 amino acids. The record is from RefSeq and is a predicted model, not a curated record. The transcript has 4 exons.